CCAAUUCAAGAGCCCUACCCUGCUGCACGCCUAACUAUUCUCCACAGCCCGGAGUAUUAGCCACGCAGACACGAAAAGAGAGGAAAGAAAAAGAAAGAGAGAGAGAGAGAGAGAGAGGGAAGGAGGGAGGGAGACAGUUAAAAUAAUCUAAAAAGAAACUUUUGAGCGAGAAAGUAGAAAGCAAGAGAAACGUAUUAAUAAUUUUACGCAUUGUUUUGCGUGGCAAGGCUCGACACCAAAAGGAGCAGAGAGGGGCGAAAGAUGCGCAUGCAGAUGUGCUGAAACUUUUGUCUGUAAGGAAUUCUUAUCGACGUGUGCAUUAAUUACAGUCACUGGAGCCCAGUUCCUCUGAAACAGAUAGAAUAUAAAGGAGGAGGAGGGAAGGACUCAGAGAAGUGGAGCCCCUGGCAGUGUUUGAGCAACUGGGAGUGCAAGUACGUGAUCCGAGGCUGAUACAUACCUCAUUGAGACAAGAGACAAGAAAACGAAAGUUUGAGGAUGGCUGAGGAAGAGGAAACGAGAGAGGUCCUCUUCCCACAAUGGAUGGGCGCAGACAAACAUGGCCUCACCAUUGAACAGUCUGGCGAGGGUGAAAUCUUUGUCACGGAGGUGAAAACUGAGUCCACUGCUGCACGCACUGGGAGAGUGCAUGAAGGUGACCAGAUUGUGGGCGCCACAAUCUACUUUGAAAAUAUGAGCUCAGAUGAAACAGCAGAUCUUCUUAAGACACUCAAUCGCCACAAGGUUGGACUGAAACUACAGAACCGAGGGGACAAAUCACCUUGCCGCUCCCCUGUAGGAACCCUUACUUGGGAAAGUAGGAGCCGAUUUGGGAGCUCCAGUCCUGAAAUUAUACUGAGUGGAGAUGAUGAAGACUACAGGAGAAUCUACACCAAGAAGAUCAAGCCCAGGCUGAAGUCUGAGGACCUCGCAGAGGGAGUGGAUGUGCGCACAGAACGUCACAGCAGCACUAGCACUGAUGGAAGCACCAUCACCACCAUCACCCGUCGUAUAACCACCUAUACUGUGGAUGUGCCAGGGGACUCCAGCCAGCAAAUUGACCUCUCCAGCCCAGAGUUCAAGAUUAAGGUCCCACGCCAUGAGCUUUCGGGGGAAACAGAUGCUGGUUCUACUCAGAUCAGGGGGCCACAUAUUAUCUUUGGAGGCACAAGUGGAACUGGGGAGGGUGCCUUUGCAUCAGAGGACAACACAUUUGUAGGUCCUCAAGUCUCUGGUUCCUCUGAGAAGCACUGGAGUAUGAAGACCACCACUGUUGGCAGAGAGGUAGAGGGAGAUGGCAAAGAGCUCAGAUUCAAAGUUCCUGGCGUUGGCAUGUCAAGUGGCAAGUUACAGGGGGAGUUCAGUGUCUCUGGAGGGACCCACCAAGAUGAGAGCAGUAUUCGGGUCCCAGGUACCAAUGUGACAGUCACAGAGACUGUCCGACUCAGUGGAAGUAGGACCACAGCUGGUGACAUGGAAAUUACUUCCCCUGAAUUAAAAAAGGGGUCAGUAAGUGUUUCUUUAUCUGGACGAUCCAAAGACCUACCAUCUAUUGACAUUAGUAAAGUCAACACUAGAGUAUCUGGCAUGAGCAUCAGCAGCAGUUCAGGGGUUAUAAGUGGCAAAGGUUCUGGUGUGGACUUCAAAGACCAUACUGGUGAUGUAAGAGCAUCAAAGGUUUCUGUGGAGCAUGACAUGAAAGGAGCAUCAUCUGGGAGUUUCAGUAUCUCUGGACCUGAGGGACCUGUUCAAACACGCAAGAUAUCAGACAUGGACAUUAAAUUAAAAGGACCCAGCUUCAAAGGAGGACUUUCAUCUACCACUAUAUCGACAGAAAUGACAGCUCCCAAUGUGGACAUCAAUGCUGCAGGUUUUUCCGAAGGUGCAGGAAAAUUUAAGAGUGACAUUUCCACAACAAAAUUUAACAUCGAGGCACCAAAAAUAAAGGGAGAUACUAAUGCAUCUAUAAAAGGACUGAAAAUUGAAACAAAAGAUAUCUCAUUAUCCAGUUCUGCCUCCAGAGGACAAAACAUUGAAGGUCCUAAUGUUAACAUCAAUAUCAAAAAACCAUCAGCAGCAGUUGCUUCUCCAGGGGCAGAUCUGAAUGUUAGUGGUUUUGAAAGUGAACUCAAAGGAAUGAAAGGUGGAAUCAAAAUGCCUUCUAUUAGCCUUAAAGGAGAAAGCACUGACAUUAAAAUGAGGGGCCCAGACAUGGGAGACAUCAGCAUCCCGAAGGUAGACAUUAGCAUUCCAGACAUCACAGAUCCAAAGGCUGACAUCAAGGUACCUAAACUAAAAGGACACAUCUCAUCAACAUCUAAAACAGAAAAUGUAAUCGAAGAUAUUACAAUUGCAGGACCAGAUAUUAACAUCAAAGCACCAGAAGGACAAGUAAAGAUCCCUGGCAUCAAAGUUAAAGGGCCCAGUAUUAAAGGACCGAAAAUAGCUGUGACAAAAUCUGAUACUGGAAAAAAGGACUUAAAGAUUGAAGGAGAUUUUAAAGCCGGAACGGCAGACAUCAAACCACGGGACAGAGAAGCCAAAGACAUAAGCAUAGAAAACCCUGAUCUCAAGCUCACCACAAUUAAAAUACCUUCAUUUGGAGUAAAAGGACAAGGAACAGAUGGCUGUGAAGUAGACAUGAAUAUCAAAGGGCCAAGAGUGAAAGAUGUGGAUGUGUCAGUACCAAAGAUUAAAGGUGAAAUCAAAGUUCCAAAAGGUGAUACUGAAGGUCCAGAUAUUGACCUUGAAGGCACUGCAGGUGGAUUCAAGAUGCCCAAAAUCAAAAUUCCAUCAUUUGGAUUGAAAGGUCCAAAAAUUGAGGGUCCUGAUAUUGAUGUUGAUCUGCCCAAGGCUGAAAUUGAUGUCAAAGGCCCAAAGGUUGAUGUUGAAGGACCGGAACUUGACGUUGAAGGACCUGAUGGCAAGAUCAAGGGACCAAAAUUCAAAAUGCCACCCAUGUCUGGACCCAAAAUCUCAAGGCCCGAUGUGGAUUUCAACCUUAAAGGACCUAAACUGAAAGGAGACAUUGAUGUGUCAGUGCCGAAGAUUGAAGGUGAAAUCAAAGCUCCAAAAGUUGAUAUUGAGGGUCCAGAUUUCAACAUUGAAAAUACUAGUGGUGGAUUCAAGAUGCCCAAAAUCAAAAUUCCAUCAUUUGGAUUGAAAGGUCCCAAAAUUGAGGGUCCUGAUAUUGAUGUUGAUCUGCCCAAAGCUGAAAUUGAUGUCAAAGGCCCAAAGAUUGAUGUUAAAGGACCAGAACUUGACAUUGAAGGACCUGAUAGCAAAAUCAAGGGACAGAAAUUCAAAAAGCCACAAAUAUCUGGACCUAAAAUCUCAGUGCCCGACAUGGAUUUCAAUCUUAAAGGACCAAAACUGAAAGGAGAUGUGGAUGUGUCAGUACCAAAAAUUGAAGGUGAAAUCAAAGGUCCAAAAGUUGAUAUUGAGGGUCCAGAUGUCAACAGUGAAGGUAUUAGCGGUGGAUUCAAGAUGCCCAAAAUCAAAAUUCCAUCGUUUGGAUUGAAAGGUCACAAAAUUGAGGGUCCUGAUGUUGAUGUUAAUCUGCCCAAAGCUGAAAUUGAUGUCAAAGGCUCAAAGUUUGCUGUUGAAAGACCAGAUCUUGACAUUGAAGGACCUGAUGGCAAGAUCAAGGGACCAAAAUUCAAAAUUCCAGACAUGUCUGGACCCAAAAUAUCAGUGCCUGAUAUGGAUUUCAAUCUUAAAGGACCUAAACUGAAAGGAGAUGUCGAUGUGUCAGUGCCAAAGAUUGAAGGUAAAAUCAAAGUUCCAAAAGGUGAUAUUGAAGGUCCAGUUAUUGACAUUGAAGGCACUGGUGGUGGAUUCAAAAUGCCCAAAAUUGGACUGAAAGGUCCCAAAAUUGAGGGUCCUGAUAUUGAUGUUGAUCUGCCCAAAGCUGAAAUUGAUGUCAAAGGCCCUAAACUUGAUAUUGAAGGACCGGAACUUGACAUUGAAGGACCUGAUGGCAAGAUCAAGGGACCAAAAUUCAAAAUGCCAUCCAUGUCUGGACCCAAAAUCUCAAGGCCUGAUGUGGAUUUCAACCUUAAAGGACCUAAACUGAAAGGAGACGUUGAUGUGUCAGUGCCGAAGAUUGAAGGUGAAAUCAAAGUUCCAAAAGGUGAUAUUGAAGGUCCAGAUAUUGAACUUGAAGGCACUGCAGGUGGAUUCAAGAUGCCCAAAAUCAAAAUGCCAUCAUUUGGAAUGAAAGGUCCCAAAAUUGAGGGUCCUGAUGUUGACGUUAAUCUGCCCAAAGCUGAAAUUGAUGUCAAAGGCCCUAAACUUGAUAUUGAAGGACCGGAACUUGACAUUGAAGGACCUGAUGGCAAGAUCAAGGGACCAAAAUUCAAAAUGCCAUCCAUGUCUGGACCCAAAAUCUCAAGGCCUGAUGUGGAUUUCAACCUUAAAGGACCUAAACUGAAAGGAGACGUUGAUGUGUCAGUGCCGAAGAUUGAAGGUGAAAUCAAAGUUCCAAAAGGUGAUAUUGAAGGUCCAGAUAUUGACCUUGAAGGCACUGCAGGUGGAUUCAAGAUGCCCAAAAUCAAAAUGCCAUCAUUUGGAAUGAAAGGUCCCAAAAUUGAGGGUCCUGAUGUUGACGUUAAUCUGCCCAAAGCUGAAAUUGAUGUCAAAGGCCCAAAACUUGAUAUUGAAGGACCGGAACUUGACAUUGAAGGACCUGAUGGCAAGAUCAAGGGACCAAAAUUAAAAAUGCCAUCCAUGUCUGGACCCAAAAUCUCAAGGCCUGAUGUGGAUUUCAACCUUAAAGGACCUAAACUGAAAGGAGACGUUGAUGUGUCAGUGCCGAAGAUUGAAGGUGAAAUCAAAGUUCCAAAAGGUCAUAUUGAAGGUCCAGAUAUUGACCUAGAAGGCACUGCAGGUGGAUUCAAGAUGCCCAAAAUCAAAAUGCCAUCAUUUGGAAUGAAAGGUCCCAAAAUUGAGGGUCCUGAUGUUGACGUUAAUCUGCCCAAAGCUGAAAUUGAUGUCAAAGGCCCUAAACUUGAUAUUGAAGGACCGGAACUUGACAUUGAAGGACCUGAUGGCAAGAUCAAGGGACCAAAAUUCAAAAUGCCAUCCAUGUCUGGACCCAAAAUCUCAAGGCCUGAUGUGGAUUUCAACCUUAAAGGACCUAAACUGAAAGGAGACGUUGAUGUGUCAGUGCCGAAGAUUGAAGGUGAAAUCAAAGUUCCAAAAGGUGAUAUUGAAGGUCCAGAUAUUGACCUUGAAGGCACUGCAGGUGGAUUCAAGAUGCCCAAAAUCAAAAUGCCAUCAUUUGGAAUGAAAGGUCCCAAAAUUGAGGGUCCUGAUGUUGACGUUAAUCUGCCCAAAGCUGAAAUUGAUGUCAAAGGCCCUAAACUUGAUAUUGAAGGACCGGAACUUGACAUUGAAGGACCUGAUGGCAAGAUCAAGGGACCAAAAUUCAAAAUGCCAUCCAUGUCUGGACCCAAAAUCUCAAGGCCUGAUGUGGAUUUCAACCUUAAAGGACCUAAACUGAAAGGAGACGUUGAUGUGUCAGUGCCGAAGAUUGAAGGUGAAAUCAAAGUUCCAAAAGGUGAUAUUGAAGGUCCAGAUAUUGACCUUGAAGGCACUGCAGGUGGAUUCAAGAUGCCCAAAAUCAAAAUGCCAUCAUUUGGAAUGAAAGGUCCCAAAAUUGAGGGUCCUGAUGUUGACGUUAAUCUUCCCAAAGCUGAAAUUGAUCUCAAAGGCCCUAAACUUGAUAUUGAAGGACCGGAACUUGACAUUGAAGGACCUGAUGGCAAGAUCAAAGGACCAAAAUUCAAAAUGCCAGCCAUGUCUGGACCUAAAAUUUCAAUGCCUGAUGUGGAUUUCAAUCUUAAAGGACCUAAACUGAAAGGAGAUGUGGAUGUGUCAGUGCCAAAGAUUGAAGGUGAAAUCAAAGUUCCAAAAGGUCAUAUUGAAGGUCCAGAUAUUGACCUUGAAGGCACUGGAGGUGGAUUCAAGAUGCCCAAAAUCAAAAUGCCAUCAUUUGGAAUGAAAGGUCCCAAAAUUGAGGGUCCUGAUGUUGACGUUAAUCUGCCCAAAGCUGAAAUUGAUGUCAAAGGCCCAAAACUUGAUAUUGAAGGACCGGAACUUGACAUUGAAGGACCUGAUGGCAAGAUCAAAGGACCAAAAUUCAAAAUGCCAGCCAUAUCUGGACCCAAAAUCUCAAUGCCUGAUGUGGAUUUCAAUCUUAAAGGACCUAAACUAAAAGGAGAUGUGGAUGUGUCAGUGCCAAAGAUUGAAGGUGAAAUCAAAGUUCCAAAAGGUCAUAUUGAAGGUCCAGAUAUUGACCUUGAAGGCACUGCAGGUGGAUUCAAGAUGCCCAAAAUCAAAAUGCCAUCAUUUGGAAUGAAAGGUCCAAAAAUUGAGGGUCCUGAUGUUGACGUUAAUCUUCCCAAACCUGAAAUUGAUGUCAAAGGCCCAAAACUUGAUAUUGAAGUACCGGAACUUGACAUUGAAGGACCUGAUGGCAAGAUCAAAGGACCAAAAUUCAAAAUGCCUGCCAUAUCUGGACCCAAAAUCUCAAUGCCUGAUGUGGACUUCAAUCUUAAAGGACCUAAACUGAAAGGAGAUGUGGAUGUGUCUGUGCCAAAGAUUGAAGGUGAAAUCAAAGUUCCAAAAGGUCAUAUUGAAGGUCCAGAUAUUGACCUUGAAGGCACUGCAGGUGGAUUCAAGAUGCCCAAAAUCCACAUGCCAUCAUUUGGAAUGAAAGGUCCCAAAAUUGAGGGUCCUGAUGUUGACAUUAAUCUGCCCAAAGCUGAAAUUGAUGUCAAAGGCCCAAAACUUGAUAUUGAAGGACCGGAACUUGACAUUGAAGGACCUGAUGGCAAGAUCAAAGGACCAAAAUUCAAAAUGCCAGCCAUAUCUGGACCCAAAAUCUCAAUGCCUGAUGUGGAUUUCAAUCUUAAAGGACCUAAACUGAAAGGAGAUGUGGAUGUGUCAGUGCCAAAGAUUGAAGGUGAAAUCAAAGUUCCAAAAGGUCAUAUUGAAGGUCCAGAUAUUGACCUUGAAGGCACUGGAGGUGGAUUCAAGAUGCCCAAAAUCAAAAUGCCAUCAUUUGGAAUGAAAGGCCCCAAAAUUGAGGGUCCUGAUAUUGACGUUAAUCUGCCCAAAGCUGAAAUUGAUGUCAAAGGCCCAAAACUUGAUAUUGAAGGACCGGAACUUGACAUUGAAGGACCUGAUGGCAAGAUCAAAGGACCAAAAUUCAAAAUGCCAGCCAUAUCUGGACCCAAAAUCUCAAUGCCUGAUGUGGAUUUCAAUCUUAAAGGACCUAAACUGAAAGGAGAUGUGGAUGUGUCUGUGCCAAAGAUUGAAGGUGAAAUCAAAGUUCCAAAAGGUCAUAUUGAAGGUCCAGAUAUUGACCUUGAAGGCACUGGAGGUGGAUUCAAGAUGCCCAAAAUCAAAAUGCCAUCAUUUGGAAUGAAAGGUCCCAAGAUUGAGGGUCCUGAUGUUGACGUAAAUCUGCCCAAAGCUGAAAUUGAUGUCAAAGGCCCAAAACUUGAUAUUGAAGGACCGGAACUUGACAUUGAAGGGCCUGAUGGCAAGAUCAAAGGACCAAAAUUCAAAAUGCCAGCCAUAUCUGGACCCAAAAUCUCAAUGCCUGAUGUGGAUUUCAAUCUUAAAGGACCUAAACUGAAAGGAGAUGUGGAUGUGUCAGUGCCAAAGAUUGAAGGUGAAAUCAAAGUUCCAAAAGGUCAUAUUGAAGGUCCAGAUAUUGACCUUGAAGGCACUGCAGGUGGAUUCAAGAUGCCCAAAAUCCACAUGCCAUCAUUUGGAAUGAAAGGUCCCAAAAUUGAGGGUCCUGAUGUUGACAUUAAUCUGCCCAAAGCUGAAAUUGAUGUCAAAGGCCCUAAACUUAAUAUUGAAGGACCGGAACUUGACAUUGAAGGACCUGAUGGCAAGAUCAAAGGACCAAAAUUCAAAAUGCCAGCCAUAUCUGGACCCAAAAUCUCAAUGCCUGAUGUGGAUUUCAAUCUUAAAGGACCUAAACUGAAAGGAGAUGUGGAUGUGUCAGUGCCAAAGAUUGAAGGUGAAAUCAAAGUUCCAAAAGGUGAUAUUGAAGGUCCAGAUAUUGACCUUGAAGGCACUGGAGGUGGAUUCAAGAUGCCCAAAAUCAAAAUGCCAUCAUUUGGAUUGAAAGGUCCCAAAAUUGAGGGUCCUGAUGUUGAUGUUAAUCUUCCCAAACCUGAAAUUGAUGUCAAAGGCCCAAAGCUUGAUUUUGAAGGACCAGAACUUGACAUUAAAGGACCUCAUGGCAAAAUCAAGAGCCCAAAAUUCAAAAUGCCAGCCAUAUCUGGACCUAAAAUUUCAAUGCCUGAUGUGGAUUUCAAUCUUAAAGGACCGAACCUGAAAGGAGAUGUGGAUGUGUCAGUGCCAAAGAUUGAAGGUGAAAUCAAAGUUCCAAAAGGUGAUAUUGAAGGUCCAGAUAUUGACCUUGAAGGCACUGCAGGUGGAUUCAAGAUGCCCAAAAUCAAAAUGCCAUCAUUUGGAAUGAAAGGUCCCAAAAUUGAGGGUCCUGAUGUUGACGUUAAUCUUCCCAAAGCUGAAAUUGAUGUCAAAGGCCCAAAGCUUGAUUUUGAAGGACCAGAACUUGACAUUGAAGGACCUCAUGGCAAAAUCAAGAGCCCAAAAUUCAAAAUGCCAUCCAUAUCUGGACCUAAAAUUUCAAUGCCUGAUGUGGAUUUCAAUCUUAAAGGACCUAAACUGAAAGGAGAUGUGGAUGUUUCAGUGCCAAAGAUUGAAGGUGAAAUCAAAGUUCCAAAAGGUGAUAUUGAAGGUCCGGAUAUUGACCUUGAAGGCACUGGAGGUGGAUUCAAGAUGCCAAAAAUCAAAAUGCCAUCAUUUGGAUUGAAAGGUCCCAAAAUUGAGGGUCCUGAUGUUGAUGUUAAUCUUCCCAAACCUGAAAUUGAUGUGAAAGGUCCAAAGCUUGAUUUUGAAGGACCAGAUCUUGACAUUGAAGGACCUCAUGGCAAAAUCAAGAGCCCAAAAUUCAAAAUGCCAGCCAUAUCUGGACCUAAAAUUUCAAUGCCUGAUGUGGAUUUCAAUCUUAAAGGACCUAAACUGAAAGGAGAUGUGGAUGUGUCAGUGCCAAAGGUUGAAGGUGAAAUCAAAGUUCCAAAAGGUCAUAUUGAAGGUCCAGAUAUUGACCUUGAAGGCACUGGAGGUGGAUUCAAGAUGCCCAAAAUCCACAUGCCAUCAUUUGGAAUGAAAGGUCCCAAAAUUGAGGGUCCUGAUGUUGACGUUAAUCUUCCCAAACCUGAAAUUGAUGUCAAAGGCCCAAAGCUUGAUUUUGAAGGACCAGAACUUGACAUUGAAGGACCUCAUGGCAAAAUCAAGAGCCCAAAAUUCAAAAUGCCAUCCAUAUCUGGACCUAAAAUUUCAAUGCCUGAUGUGGAUUUCAAUCUUAAAGGACCUAAACUGAAAGGAGAUGUGGAUGUUUCAGUGCCAAAGAUUGAAGGUGAAAUCAAAGUUCCAAAAGGUGAUAUUGAAGGUCCGGAUAUUGACCUUGAAGGCACUGGAGGUGGAUUCAAGAUGCCAAAAAUCAAAAUGCCAUCAUUUGGAUUGAAAGGUCCCAAAAUUGAGGGUCCUGAUGUUGAUGUUAAUCUUCCCAAACCUGAAAUUGAUGUGAAAGGUCCAAAGCUUGAUUUUGAAGGACCAGAUCUUGACAUUGAAGGACCUCAUGGCAAAAUCAAGAGCCCAAAAUUCAAAAUGCCAGCCAUAUCUGGACCUAAAAUUUCAAUGCCUGAUGUGGAUUUCAAUCUUAAAGGACCUAAACUGAAAGGAGAUGUGGAUGUGUCAGUGCCAAAGGUUGAAGGUGAAAUCAAAGUUCCAAAAGGUCAUAUUGAAGGUCCAGAUAUUGACCUUGAAGGCACUGGAGGUGGAUUCAAGAUGCCCAAAAUCCACAUGCCAUCAUUUGGAAUGAAAGGUCCCAAAAUUGAGGGUCCUGAUGUUGACAUUAAUCUGCCCAAAGCUGAAAUUGAUGUCAAAGGCCCAAAACUUGAUAUUGAAGGACCGGAACUUGACAUUGAAGGACCUGAUGGCAAGAUCAAAGGACCAAAAUUCAAAAUGCCUUCCAUAUCUGGACCCAAAAUCUCAAUGCCUGAUGUGGAUUUCAAUCUUAAAGGACCUAAACUGAAAGGAGAUGUGGAUGUGUCAGUGCCAAAGAUUGAAGGUGAAAUCAAAGUUCCAAAAGGUCAUAUUGAAGGUCCAGAUAUUGACCUUGAAGGCACUGCAGGUGGAUUCCAGAUGCCCAAAAUCAAAAUGCCAUCAUUUGGAAUGAAAGGUCCCAAAAUUGCGGGUCCUGAUGUUGAUGUUAAUCUUCCCAAACCUGAAAUUGAUGUCAAAGGCCCAAAGCUUGAUUUUGAAGGACCAGAACUUGACAUUGAAGGACCAGAUGGUAAAAUCAAGAGCCCAAAAUUCAAAAUGCCAGCCAUUUCUGGACCAAAAAUUUCAAUGCCUGAUGUGGAUUUCAAUCUUAAAGGACCUAAACUGAAAGGAGAUGUGGAUGUGUCAGUGCCAAAGAUUGAAGGUGAAAUCAAAGUUCCAAAAGGUGAUAUUGAAGGUCCAGAUGUUGACCUUGAAGGCACUGGAGGUGGAUUCAAGAUGCCUAAAAUCAAAAUGCCAUCAUUUGGCUUGAAAGGUCCCACAAUUGAGGGUCCUGAUGUUGAUGUUAAUCUUCCCAAACCUGAAAUUGAUGUCAAAGGCCCAAAGCUUGAUUUUGAAGGACCAGAACUUGACAUUGAAGGACCUCAUGGAAAAAUCAAAGGACCAAAAUUCAAAAUGCCAGCCAUGUCUGGACCAAAAAUCUCAAUGCCUGAUGUGGAUUUCAAUCUUAAAGGACCUAAACUGAAAGGAGACGUGGAUGUGUCCGUGCCAAAGAUUGAAGGUGAAAUCAAAGCUCCAAAGGUUGAAAUUAGUGGUGCAGAUGGUAAUGUUGAUGUUCCAGAAGGUGGAUUCAAGAUGCCUAAGUUCAGAAUGCCUAAAUUUGGAUUUAAAGGUCAUAAAGUGGAGGGCCCCGAUAUUGACCUUAAUCUCCCUAAAGCUGACAUUAAUGUGAAAGGGCCAAAGGUUGAUAUUCAUAGUCCUGAUAUUGAUAUUGAAGUACCUGAAGGUAAAGUGAAAGGAACAAAGUUCAGGUUGCCAUCUUUAUCAAGUCCAAAGAUCACCAUGCCUGAUGUUGAUCUCAACCUGAAAGGGCCAAAAAUCAAGGGUGAUGUGGAUGUGUCAGGACCAAAGUUUGAAGGUGAUUUCAAAGGACCAAAAGUUGACAUUCAUGGGUCUGAUGUAGAUGUGAAGAGUCCUGAAGGAGGAUUUAAAAUGCCAAAAUUCAGGAUGCCCAAAUUUGGAUUUAAAGGUCAUAAGGUUGAGGGUCCGGACAUUGAUGUGAACCUUCCAAAAGCUGAAAUUGAUAUCAAAACACCCAAAGGUAAUAUUGAAGGAUCAGAUGUAAACAUUGAAGGUCCUGAAGGUGGAUUCAAGAUGCCUAAAAUGAAAAUGCCAUCGUUUGGACUGAAAGGUCCCAAAAUUGAAGGUCCUGAUGUUGAUGUCAGUCUGCCCAAAGCUGAAAUUGAUGUCAAAGGCCCAAAACUUGAUUUUGAAGGACCAGAACUUGACAUUGAAGGACCUCAUGGCAAAAUCAAGAGCCCAAAAUUCAAAAUGCCAAACAUAUCUGGACCCAAAAUCUCAAUGCCUGAUGUGGAUUUCAAUCUUAAAGGACCUAAACUGAAAGGAGAUGUGGAUGUGUCAGUGCCAAAGAUCGAAGGUGAAAUCAAAGUUCCAAAAGGUCAUAUUGAAGGUCCAGAUAUUGACCUUGAAGGCACUGCAGGUGGAUUCCAGAUGCCCAAAAUCAAAAUGCCAUCAUUUGGAAUGAAAGGUCCCAAAAUUGAGGGUCCUGAUGUUGACGUUAAUCUGCCCAAAGCUGAAAUUGAUGUCAAAGGCCCAAAACUUGAUAUUGAAGGACCGGAACUUGACAUUGAAGGACCUGAUGGCAAGAUCAAAGGACCAAAAUUCAAAAUGCCAGCCAUAUCUGGACCCAAAAUCUCAAUGCCUGAUGUGGAUUUUAACCUUAAAGGACCUAAACUGAAAGGAGAUGUGGAUUUGUCUGUGCCAAAGAUUGAAGGUGAAAUCAAAGUUCCAAAAGGUGAUAUUGAAGGUCCAGAUUUUGACCUUGAAGGCACUGCAGGUGGAUUCAAGAUGCCCAAAAUCAAAAUGCCAUCAUUUGGAAUGAAAGGUCCCAAAUUUGAGGGUCCUGAUGUUGACGUUAAUCUGCCCAAAGCUGAAAUUGAUGUCAAAGGCCCAAAACUUGAUAUUGAAGGACCGGAACUUGACAUUGAAGGACCUGAUGGCAAGAUCAAAGGACCAAAAUUCAAAAUGCCAGCCAUAUCUGGACCCAAAAUCUCAAUGCCUGAUGUGGAUUUUAAUCUUAAAGGACCUAAACUGAAAGGAGAUGUGGAUUUGUCUGUGCCAAAGAUUGAAGGUGAAAUCAAAGUUCCAAAAGGUGAUAUUGAAGGUCCAGAUUUUGACCUUGAAGGCACUGCAGGUGGAUUCAAGAUGCCCAAAAUCAAAAUGCCAUCAUUUGGAAUGAAAGGUCCCAAAAUUGAGGGUCCUGAUGUUGACGUUAAUCUGCCCAAAGCUGAAAUUGAUGUCAAAGGCCCACAACUUGAUAUUGAAGGACCGGAAUUUGACAUUGAAGGACCUGAUGGCAAGAUCAAAGGACCAAAAUUCAAAAUGCCAACCAUAUCUGGACCCAAAAUCUCAAUGCCUGAUGUGGAUUUCAAUCUUAAAGGACCUAAACUGAAAGGAGAUGUGGAUGUGUCAGUGCCAAAGAUUGAAGGUGAAAUCAAAGUUCCAAAAGGUCAUAUUGAAGGUCCAGAUAUUGACCUUGAAGGCACUGGAGGUGGAUUCAAGAUGCCCAAAAUGAAAAUGCCAUCAUUUGGAUUAAAAGGUCCCAAAAUUGAGGGUCCUGAUGUUGAUGUUAAUCUUCCCAAACCUGAAAUUGAUGUCAAAGGCCCAAAGCUUGAUUUUGAAGGACCAGACCUUGACAUUGAAGGACCUCAUGGCAAAAUCAAGAGCCCAAAAUUCAAAAUGCCAACCAUAUCUGGACCUAAAAUUUCAAUGCCUGAUGUGGAUUUCAAUCUUAAAGGACCUAAACUGAAAGGAGAUGUGGAUGUGUCAGUGCCAAAGAUUGAAGGUGAAAUCAAAGUUCCAAAAGGUGAUAUUGAAGGUCCAGAUAUUGACCUUGAAGGCACUGGAGGUGGAUUCAAGAUGCCCAAAAUGAAAAUGCCAUCAUUUGGAAUGAAAGGUCCCAAAAUUGAGGGUCCUGAUGUUGAUGUUAAUCUUCCCAAACCUGAAAUUGAUGUCAAAGGCCCAAAGCUUGAUUUUGAAGGACCAGAACUUGACAUUGAAGGACCUCAUGGCAAAAUCAAGAGCCCAAAAUUCAAAAUGCCAACCAUAUCUGGACCUAAAAUUUCAAUGCCUGAUGUGGAUUUCAAUCUUAAAGGACCUAAACUGAAAGGAGAUGUGGAUGUGUCAGUGCCAAAGAUUGAAGGUGAAAUCAAAGUUCCAAAAGGUGAUAUUGAAGGUCCAGAUAUUGACCUUGAUGGCACUGGAGGUGGAUUCAAGAUGCCCAAAAUCAAAAUGCCAUCAUUUGGAAUGAAAGGUCCCAAAAUUGAGGGUCCUGAUGUUGAUGUUAAUCUUCCCAAACCUGAAAUUGAUGUCAAAGGCCCGAAGCUUGAUUUUGAAGGACCAGAACUUGACAUUGAAGGACCUCAUGGCAAAAUCAAGAGCCCAAAAUUCAAAAUGCCAUCCAUGUCUGGACCUAAAAUUUCAAUGCCUGAUGUGGAUUUCAAUCUUAAAGGACCUAAACUGAAAGGAGAUGUGGAUGUGUCAGUGCCAAAGAUUGAAGGUGAAAUCAAAGUUCCAAAAGGUCAUAUUGAAGGUCCAGAUAUUGACCUUGAAGGCACUGGAGGUGGAUUCAAGAUGCCCAAAAUCAAAAUGCCAUCAUUUGGAAUGAAAGGUCCCAAAAUUGAGGGUCCUGAUGUUGAUGUUAAUCUUCCCAAACCUGAAAUUGAUGUCAAAGGCCCGAAGCUUGAUUUUGAAGGACCAGAACUUGACAUUGAAGGACCUCAUGGCAAAAUCAAGAGCCCAAAAUUCAAAAUGCCAUCCAUGUCUGGACCUAAAAUUUCAAUGCCUGAUGUGGAUUUCAAUCUUAAAGGACCUAAACUGAAAGGAGAUGUGGAUGUGUCAGUGCCAAAGAUUGAAGGUGAAAUCAAAGUUCCAAAAGGUCAUAUUGAAGGUCCAGAUAUUGACCUUGAAGGCACUGCAGGUGGAUUCAAGAUGCCCAAAAUCAAAAUGCCAUCAUUUGGAAUGAAAGGUCCCAAAAUUGAGGGUCCUGAUGUUGACGUUAAUCUGCCAAAAGCUGAAAUUGAUGUCAAAGGCCCAAAACUUGAUAUUGAAGGACCGGAACUUGACAUUGAAGGACCUGAUGGCAAGAUCAAAGGACCAAAAUUCAAAAUGCCAGCCAUAUCUGGACCCAAAAUCUCAAUGCCUGAUGUGGAUUUCAAUCUUAAAGGACCUAAACUGAAAGGAGAUGUGGAUGUGUCAGUGCCAAAGAUUGAAGGUGAAAUCAAAGUUCCAAAAGGUCAUAUUGAAGGUCCAGAUAUUGACCUUGAAGGCACUGGAGGUGGAUUCAAGAUGCCCAAAAUCCACAUGCCAUCAUUUGGAAUGAAAGGUCCCAAAAUUGAGGGUCCUGAUGUUGACGUUAAUCUUCCCAAACCUGAAAUUGAUGUCAAAGGCCCAAAGCUUGAUAUUGAAGGACCAGAACUUGACAUUGAAGGACCUCAUGGCAAAAUCAAGAGCCCAAAAUUCAAAAUGCCAACCAUAUCUGGACCUAAAAUUUCAAUGCCUGAUGUGGAUUUCAAUCUUAAAGGACCUAAACUGAAAGGAGAUGUGGAUGUGUCAGUGCCAAAGAUUGAAGGUGAAAUCAAAGUUCCAAAAGGUGAUAUUGAAGGUCCAGAUAUUGACCUUGAAGGCACUGGAGGUGGAUUCAAGAUGCCCAAAAUCAAAAUGCCAUCAUUUGGAAUGAAAGGUCCCAAAAUUGAGGGUCCUGAUGUUGAUGUUAAUCUUCCCAAACCUGAAAUUGAUGUCAAAGGCCCAAAGCUUGAUUUUGAAGGACCAGAACUUGACAUUGAAGGACCUCAUGGCAAAAUCAAGAGCCCAAAAUUCAAAAUGCCAUCCAUGUCUGGACCUAAAAUCUCAAUGCCUGAUGUGGAUUUCAAUCUUAAAGGACCUAAACUGAAAGGAGAUGUGGAUGUGUCAGUGCCAAAGAUUGAAGGUGAAAUCAAAGUUCCAAAAGGUGAUAUUGAAGGUCCAGAUAUUGACCUUGAAGGCACUGGAGGUGGAUUCAAGAUGCCCAAAAUCAAAAUGCCAUCAUUUGGAAUGAAAGGUCCCAAAAUUGAGGGUCCUGAUGUUGAUGUUAAUCUGCCCAAAGCUGAAAUUGAUGUCAAAGGCCCAAAACUUGAUUUUGAAGGACCGGAACUUGACAUUGAAGGACCUCAUGGCAAAAUCAAGAGCCCAAAAUUCAAAAUGCCAGCCAUAUCUGGACCUAAAAUUUCAAUGCCUGAUGUGGAUUUCAAUCUUAAAGGACCUAAACUGAAAGGAGAUGUGGAUGUGUCAGUGCCUAAGAUUGAAGGUGAAAUCAAAGUUCCAAAAGGUGAUAUUGAAGGUCCAGAUAUUGACCUUGAAGGCACUGCAGGUGGAUUCAAGAUGCCCAAAAUCAAAAUGCCAUCAUUUGGAAUGAAAGGUCCCAAAAUUGAGGGUCCUGAUGUUGACGUUAAUCUGCCCAAAGCUGAAAUUGAUGUCAAAGGCCCAAAACUUGAUUUUGAAGGACCGGAACUUGACAUUGAAGGACCUGAUGGCAAGAUAAAAGGACCAAAAUUCAAAAUGCCAGCCAUAUCUGGACCCAAAAUCUCAAUGCCUGAUGUGGAUUUCAAUCUUAAAGGACCUAAACUGAAAGGAGAUGUGGAUGUGUCAGUGCCAAAAAUUGAAGGUGAAAUCAAAGUUCCAAAAGGUCAUAUUGAAGGUCCAGAUAUUGACCUUGAAGGCACUGGAGGUGGAUUCAAGAUGCCCAAAAUGAAAAUGCCAUCAUUUGGAUUGAAAGGUCCCAAAAUUGAGGGUCCUGAUAUUGAUGUUAAUCUUCCCAAACCUGAAAUUGAUGUCAAAGGCCCAAAGCUUGAUUUUGAAGGACCAGAACUUGACAUUGAAGGACCUCAUGGCAAAAUCAAGAGCCCAAAAUUCAAAAUGCCAACCAUAUCUGGACCUAAAAUUUCAAUGCCUGAUGUGGAUUUCAAUCUUAAAGGACCUAAACUGAAAGGAGAUGUGGAUUUGUCAGUGCCAAGGAUUGAAGGUGAAAUCAAAGUUCCAAAAGGUGAUAUUGAAGGUCCAGAUGUUGACCUUGAAGGCACUGGAGGUGGAUUCAAGAUGCCCAAAAUCAAAAUGCCAUCAUUUGGAUUCAAAGGUCCCAAAAUUGAGGGUCCUGAUGUUGAUGUUAAUCUUCCCAAACCUGAAAUUGAUGUCAAAGGCCCAAAGCUUGAUUUUGAAGGACCAGAACUUGACAUUGAAGGACCUCAUGGCAAAAUCAAGAGCCCAAAAUUCAAAAUGCCAUCCAUAUCUGGACCUAAAAUGUCAAUGCCUGAUGUGGAUUUCAAUCUUAAAGGACCUAAACUGAAAGGAGAUGUGGAUGUUUCAGUGCCAAAGAUUGAAGGUGAAAUCAAAGUUCCAAAAGGUGAUAUUGAAGGUCCGGAUAUUGACCUUGAAGGCACUGGAGGUGGAUUCAAGAUGCCCAAAAUCAAAAUGCCAUCAUUUGGAUUGAAAGGUCCCAAAAUUGAGGGUCCUGAUGUUGAUGUUAAUCUUCCCAAACCUGAAAUUGAUGUCAAAGGCCCAAAGCUUGAUUUUGAAGGACCAGAUCUUGAUAUUGAAGGACCUCAUGGCAAAAUCAAGAGCCCAAAAUUCAAAAUGCCAGCCAUAUCAGGACCCAAAAUCUCAAUGCCUGAUGUGGAUUUCAAUCUUAAAGGACCUAAACUGAAAGGAGAUGUGGAUGUGUCAGUGCCAAAGAUUGAAGGUGAAAUCAAAGUUCCAAAAGGUCAUAUUGAAGGUCCAGAUAUUGACCUUGAAGGCACUGGAGGUGGAUUCAAGAUGCCCAAAAUCAAAAUGCCAUCAUUUGGAAUGAAAGGUCCCAAAAUUGAGGGUCCUGAUGUUGACGUUAAUCUGCCCAAAGCUGAAAUUGAUGUCAAAGGCCCAAAACUUGAUAUUGAAGGACCGGAACUUGACAUUGAAGGACCUGAUGGCAAGAUCAAAGGACCAAAAUUCAAAAUGCCAGCCAUAUCUGGACCCAAAAUCUCAAUGCCUGAUGUGGAUUUCAAUCUUAAAGGACCUAAACUGAAAGGAGAUGUGGAUGUGUCAGUGCCAAAGAUUGAAGGUGAAAUCAAAGUUCCAAAAGGUCAUAUUGAAGGUCCAGAUAUUGACCUUGAAGGCACUGCAGGUGGAUUCAAGAUGCCCAAAAUCAAAAUGCCAUCAUUUGGAAUGAAAGGUCCCAAAAUUGAGGGUCCUGAUGUUGACGUUAAUCUGCCAAAAGCUGAAAUUGAUGUCAAAGGCCCAAAACUUGAUAUUGAAGGACCGGAACUUGACAUUGAAGGACCUGAUGGCAAGAUCAAAGGACCAAAAUUCAAAAUGCCAGCCAUAUCUGGACCCAAAAUCUCAAUGCCUGAUGUGGAUUUCAAUCUUAAAGGACCUAAACUGAAAGGAGAUGUGGAUGUGUCAGUGCCAAAGAUUGAAGGUGAAAUCAAAGUUCCAAAAGGUCAUAUUGAAGGUCCAGAUAUUGACCUUGAAGGCACUGGAGGUGGAUUCAAGAUGCCCAAAAUCCACAUGCCAUCAUUUGGAAUGAAAGGUCCCAAAAUUGAGGGUCCUGAUGUUGACGUUAAUCUUCCCAAACCUGAAAUUGAUGUCAAAGGCCCAAAGCUUGAUAUUGAAGGACCAGAACUUGACAUUGAAGGACCUGAUGGCAAGAUCAAAGGACCAAAAUUCAAAAUGCCAGCCAUAUCUGGACCCAAAAUCUCAAUGCCUGAUGUGGAUUUCAAUCUUAAAGGACCUAAACUGAAAGGAGAUGUCGAUGUAUCAGUGCCAAAGAUUAAAGGUGAAAUCAAAGUUCCAAAAGGUGAUAUUGAAGGUCCAGAUAUUGACCUUGAAGGCACUGGAGGUGGAUUCAAGAUGCCCAAAAUGAAAAUGCCAUCAUUUGGAUUGAAAGGUCCCAAAAUUGAGGGUCCUGAUGUUGAUGUUAAUCUUCCCAAACCUGAAAUUGAUGUCAAAGGCCCAAAGCUUGAUUUUGAAGGACCAGAACUUGACAUUGAAGGACCUCAUGGCAAGAUCAAAGGACCAAAAUUCAAAAUUCCAGCCAUGUCUGGACCCAACAUCUCAAUGCCUGAUUUGGAUUUCCAUCUUAAAGGACCUAAAUUGAAAGGAGACGUGGAUGUGUCAGUGCCAAAGAUUGAAGGUGAAAUCAAAGUCCCAAAAGCUGACAUUGAAGGUCUUGAUGUUAAUCUGGAAGCACCUGAAGGUGGAUUUAAGAUGCCAAAGAUCAAAAUGCCCACGUUUGGAGGGAAAGGUUUUCAGACUGAAUUGCCAGACAUUGACAUCUCUGGUCCAAAGAUUGAAGGGGAUAUUCAAGUGCCAGAUGUUGAUAUUGCGGGGCCUGAAGGUAAAAUCAAAGGCCCGAAGUUUGGGAUUCCAGCCGUCUCUGGUCCAAAUGUCAAAAUGCCAGGAUUUAAUAUCAGGGGUCCAAAAAUAGAAGGUGAUAUUAAAGGGCCAAACAUAGACAUGAAUCCUCCAGACUUGCACAUGGAGAGCCGUGAUCUUAACAUUGAAGGACCUGAAACAAAUGUUAAGGGGCCCAAAUUCAAAAUGCCAAAGAUAUCAGGGCCUAACAUCAAAAUGCCUGAAUUUAAUCUUAACCUGAAAGGACCAAAACUAGAGGGUGACAUAAAAGGACCUGAUGUUGAUCUGGAAGCACCUGAUGUCAACAUUGAAGGUACAGAGUUUGAUAUCAAAGGUGAUGCCAAACUAAAAAUGCCUAAGAUGGUAGACCCAACGAUUGAUAUUGACAGUCCCAGUUUCAGCAUUGAAAAGCCAGAGGUACAUUUCCCCAAAUUCAAAGGGCCUAAAUUUGGAAUUAAGGUUCCUAAAAUAGAAGGACCAGAAGUGGAGCUUCCUUCGGGUAAGUUUGAUGUUAAAGCACCCAGUGCUGGCAUUGAUCUCCAAGCUCCUGAUGUCAACAUAGAAGGGCCUGAUGCAAAUAUUAAAAUGCCUAAAAUCAAGAUGCCCAAAUUCCACUUAGGCAAGAGUCCUAAAGCAGAUGCUAAACUGCCUGAAGCUGAUGUUAAUCUUGAAAGCCCUGACAUUGAUAUUAAUCUAAAAGGAAAAAAGGGCAAGUUUAAAAUGCCAAAAAUGAAAGGGAAGGUAAAAAAGCCUGAUGUCAAUAUUGAUGCUAGUGCACCUGACAUUGAUUUGGACGUUGACUCACCGGAGCUCCAUCUGAAAGGUCCCAAGGUAAAGAAACCAUUAUUUGGGAAGUUGCAUUUUCCUGAUGUUGAGUUUGACAUAAAAUCUCCAAAGGUUAAGAGUGAUAGCUCCCUCUCAGGCACUUUAAAGACCUCAGAUAUGGACCUGCCUUCAGCAAGCCUUAAAGCAGAUGUAAAAGGUUCAGAUGUUGACCUUCCAGAUGUUAAUUUGGAAGGUCCUGAUGUGAAAAUGAAAAAACCCAAAAUCAAAUUUCCCAAGGUAAAUAUUUCGGGGCCAAAACUCAAGACCCCUGAAUUUGAUUUAAAGGGUCCACAGCUAGAUGCUCCUGAUGUCGAUGCCAGCUUGGAUAUGUCAGGUAUGGACAUUGAAGGUCCAAACGUUAAGGGGAAGAUCAAGCUUGAUGGACCUGAUGCCGACUUUGAAGGACUUGGAGGAAAGUUACAGGAUCCUGGAUUUAAGAUACCUGCUGUGGAUAUUAAGGCCCCAAAGUUUUCUGCCCCUGAUUUAAGUUUGAAGGAACCUAAGAUCAAGGGAGAAACAGAUCUGUCCUUUGACUUGAAGGGACCAAAGGUUAACAUAGAAGGUCUUAAUAUUCAAGGAUCUGAAGGAAAUCUUAAGGGGUCAGGAUUGAAGAUGCCUUCCUUGGACAUUAAAGCGCCAAAAAUAUCUGUACCUGAUUUCAAUUUGAAGGGACCCAAGAUUAAAGGUGACUUGGAUGUUUCUGGGGGAAUAAAGGGUCCCACAGUUUAUGCAGAGGGUCCCAGUGUAGACCUGGAAGGACCAGAGGGUACCAUUAAAGGUCCAGGAUUGAAGAUGCCAUCACUUAACAUCAAGGCACCCAAGAUAACUGUACCAGAUAUUGACCUAAACCUUAAAGGACCCAAAGUUAAGGGAGACAUGGAUGUUUCAGGCAAAAUAAAGGGCCCCACUGCUGACCUAGAAGGACCUCACAUAGACUUUGGUAGUUCUGAUGGUAAGACUAAAGGUCCAUCAUUCAAGAUACCAUCUCUUGACAUUAAUGCUCCAAAGAUUACUCCACCAGAUAUCAGCUUGAAGGCCCCCAAGACCAAAGGUGAAGUUGACAUAACAGGGGAUUUGAAAGUUCCAUGUGUACAUAUCGAGGGGUCAGAUGUAGACAUCAAGGGGCCUGAUGGAAAGAUAAAGGGUCCCAAUUUUAAGAUGCCCUCCCUUGAUAUAAAAGCACCAAAGAUCUCUCUUCCUGAUGUUAAUCUCAAUGUUGAAGGAUCAAAGAUAAAAGGAGACAUGGACCUUUCUGGAGAUGCAAAUUUUGAGUGUCCAAAUGUUGAAAUUGAAGGAGAUGGUAGUGGAAUAAAAAUGCCCAAAAUGAAAAUGCCAAAGAUUGGGUUUAAAGGUCCUAAUGUUCAAGGCUCAGAUGUGGACAUGAACAUCCCUACAGCUAAUAUUGAUGUCAAAGUGCCAAAAGUUGAUAUUAAAGGUUCCGAGCUAGAAAUCGAAGGACCUGAUGGCAAAGUUGAGGGACCAAAAUUUAGUAUGACAUCUAUAUCUGGUCCAAAGAUUUCAUUGCCUGAUUUGGACUUCAGUGUAAAAGGCCCAAAAGUGAAGGGAGAUGUGGAUGUUGACAUUAAAGGUCCAAAAGUAGACACUGAAGGACCACAAUUAGAAGUGGAAGGACCAGAGGGUGGAAUGAAAAUGCCUCAAAUAAAGAUGCCGAAAUUUGGGUUUAAAAGUCCAAAAGUAGAUGGUCCAGAAAUUGACUUAUCAGGUCCAACCAUUGAAGGCCAAAUCAAAAGGCCACAAGGAGAAAUAAAGGGUCCUGGCAUAGAUAUGAAGACACCAGAACUAGAUUUGGAAGCACCAGAAUUAAAAGGAAAGAAAUCAAAAUUCAAGAUGCCGAAGUUUAGUUUUGGAAGCCCAAAACUGGAGGGUGCUGACAUUGAUGUCAACAUGAAAGGCCCAAAAAUCAGUGGUGGCCUUGACACUUCUGGAUGUGAGAUAUCUGGAGACUUACAAGGGCCAAGCCUGAAAGUAGAUACUCCAGAGUUGAGCCUAAAAGGACCACACAUCACAGGUGGAGGGCUGGACAUCAAAGCGGAGACAGGAGUUGACCCAGAAGUGUCAGGUGGAAUGGAAUACCCUGAGGGCAAGGUCACUUUUCCUAAGAUCAAAGUUCCCAAGUUUGGUAUCUCCAUGCCUCAAUUGGAAGGUCCUGAGAUGGGGGUAGACAUUGGAACAGGAGGUGCAGCUGGUAUCAACAUCCAAAAAUCCAAACAUCCAAACAUCAACAUCCAAAGCUCUUCGCCUAGCGGUCAUAUCAGCACCCAGGAUCUUGAUAUACACAGCCCUGAGAUAAAGACCAGUGGGGGGGUAAAAUCUAAAGUAAAGAUGCCCAAAUUCUUUGGCAAGUCAAAAAGCAAGGGAAGCAGUGCAAGUGAUCUGAGCUUUCAUGGGCCAGAGGUGGAACUAUCACAUGAAACAGGUGUGAAAAGCUCCAAAGGACUGAGUGUGAGCUCUGGAGAACUGCUUGGUGGAAAAAUCGAAGGAGGUGCAGGAUUACAUGUGUCACCUAAGAGCAAGUCUGCCUCACUAGAUCUGUUCAAGAAAUCAAGACAUCGCUCCUCCUCACUGAGUGAUGAGGGAGGUCUAGCUUCCCCCUCCUCCCCUAGUGGGCACUUACAAGCUGAGGGUGGAGAUGUCUCCCUGGAUACAGGGGGAAUUAAUGUCAAGGGAAAGAAGGGAAAGUUGAAGUUUGGCACUUUUGGUGGUUUUGGCUCCAAGUCCAAAGGCUCCUAUGAAGUGACAUUUGGUGAAGAGGGUGAAGCAAGAGUAGAGGGAAGUGGAGGUGUUUCUCUCCCAUCCAAGAAGUCUAGAAUCUCCUCAUCCUCCAGCAGCGAUAGUGGAGCUAAAGCAGGCUUCCGAUUCCCCCGUGUUGAAUUAGCCGUGUCACCAAAGAAAUAAUUCAAAGUGGCCCUUUGUGUCUGAUCCUGCUCCCCCCCUCCCCACCACCCCAAUUCCAUCCACCCAUACUUUGCUUGUGAUCUCCAUUACCAAAGUCCCAUCACUAUCACCUCUAAUGUUUUCAGCUGAGGCAAAAAAAUCAGGCUGAUUUUCAAAACUUAUCUCCAGUACAACAUUUAUGCACUGUUACAGAAAUAAUCAGACAACGUGCCUAUUGCCUUUCAGUUAUCCACCAAAUAUUUACCUUAACUAAUCACACUGGAGUAUUUCUUUUUAGUUUUGAAAGUCAACCUUUUAACUGUAAAUAGGAAAUAAUCAGUUUUGUAUUUUUGAAACCUUUUUUUGUACAUAUUUUAUUGAACAUAUGCAAUUUCACUUAUUUCUUCCCUCCCUACGCAAGGCCUUGUGUGCAAAUGUUCAAAGUAACAAAAGUUUAGUUUCAGUUUAUUUCAGUACUUAAAAAAAAAUAUUAGUCAUGCUAUUUUUGUAUCUUUGAAAUGUAAUAAAGAAAUUAGUAAGUGGUCUGUAUCACAAAAAAAGCAAUACUAUGAUUUAAAUUGUUCUUUACAAGGAUGUGUGUCUAUACACACGCAUAAAUGCAGAGCAACAUCAAUUUUUAUGUAUAAACAAAUGAUUUAUUUGCCUUUGUUUUGGAGCUUAAAUAUUGUAACCCAUGCUGAAAAAUGUAUACUUUUCAUAGUGCUCAUUUUUACAUUUUCUAUUAGAGUAACAAUGCUGGUAGUGACCAUAAUUGCAAAGAGAAUCAAUGAUGCGUUUGUACAAACUAAUGAACUACUGUUAGGACUAAGUUGCACUAGAAUACUGCCACACAUAAAACAAUGACUACAUUGCAUGGAAAACAUAGAUGAACAGAAUGGGAGAGCAAAUAACAAAUGUGGAUUUGAGAUCAACAAGGUAUAAAAACAAGACUGCAUGGCAGUGUCCUAGUGUGACAUCAGGGUGGUUCCUAUGGUCAUUUGUAUAAUAUAAUAUUUUCAUGUUUUGUCUUUUAUAAUGUGUCAUGAGGAAAUAUAGUACAUAUUCAAAAUGAAUACAGUUUUUUCAAAUGUGGAUUUGAAUAGACAGCAAAUUAUAGCUCCCAUGGUGUCAAAUGUCUACUGAGGAAUCAUAUAAUGUGAUGAAAUGCAGCCUUAGAGCUUUGUGGCCUGAAAUGCAUUGACUUAGCUGUAGUCAGCACAAGACUGAGAGCUGAUCUGCAACUACACUACUAUUCCCUCCAAACCUUCACUUGCCUUGUGGUGAAUCUCUUCCUCUCUCUCUCUCUAUCUCUCCAAGAAAGGCUGUAGUGGUUUUUGGUGGUGAGGGUGUAUGGAAGUGUUAGCUGUGAUGCUCUGUUGUAAUGCCACUUGUAUGUAGAAUGAAUUUAUUAUAUUAUACUCCCUGCAAGUCAGUGCUUUCACUUAGGGGUGAACAUAUGUAAUAUCUAAUUUCCCAGUAACAACUAAUUGAUUUCAUUUAGACAUUGGGAUGUGGAAAUGUUUUUGUUUGUCUUUUUCUUUAAAUGAUUCAGCUACAAAACAGACUACAAAUAAACUGUUCAAUUAACCUCA
Molecule: messenger RNA, 24086 nt
Organism: Anguilla anguilla (European eel)
Lineage: Eukaryota; Metazoa; Chordata; Actinopteri; Anguilliformes; Anguillidae
Gene: ahnak
Product: AHNAK nucleoprotein
Exons: 7
Coding region: 499-22515 (7338 amino acids)
Biological process (GO): regulation of RNA splicing
Cellular component (GO): costamere; cytoplasm; nucleus
Molecular function (GO): protein binding
Source: RefSeq, a predicted model, not a curated record